This is a messenger RNA of Phaedon cochleariae (mustard beetle), 507 nucleotides long. The record is from the annotation of a GenBank genome assembly. Lineage: Eukaryota; Metazoa; Arthropoda; Insecta; Coleoptera; Chrysomelidae.
AUGGAACUCCAACUACUUAUAGCUGUGUUAUUCGCCUCAGUGAUUGCUGUAAACAGUUUGAAACCAGGAGACUGUGAAGUUUGCAUCAAGACUCUGGACAAGUUUGCUGCAACCCUCUCAGAUAAAGAUAGAAAAGAUCCCAAAAAAAUAGAAGCAGAAUUCAAAGUGUUUUGUAAGAGUACAAAGAAUAAGGAGAACAGAUUUUGCUAUUACCUCGGAGGCCUAGAAGAGAGCGCCACAGGGAUAUUGGGCGAAAUGUCCAAACCCAUGUCCUGGUCAAUGCCCUCGGAAAAAAUCUGCGAAAAACUGAAGAAAAAGGACGUGCAAAUCUGCGAGUUGCGCUACGACGUGCAAAUCGACUUGAAAACUGUGGACCUCAAGAAACUGAAAGUGAGGGACCUCAAGAAGAUCCUCAACGAUUGGGGAGAGGAGUGUGAAGGGUGCAUAGAGAAGAGCGAGUACUUGCAGAGGAUAGAAGAGCUCAAGCCAAAACACACGGAACUGUGA